Messenger RNA from Vigna unguiculata (cowpea), 1517 nucleotides. RefSeq names its product vesicle transport v-SNARE 12-like. Gene Ontology annotation, biological process: intracellular protein transport; positive regulation of transcription by RNA polymerase II; vesicle-mediated transport. NCBI's taxonomy places the organism in Eukaryota, Viridiplantae, Streptophyta, Magnoliopsida, Fabales, Fabaceae. Gene Ontology annotation, cellular component: membrane; mediator complex. The record is from RefSeq and is a predicted model, not a curated record. Gene Ontology annotation, molecular function: transcription coregulator activity.
CAAUUUCGAUCCUUUCUUUCUCUCAUGGAAGCUUUGGUAGAACCAAAAAUUGACUGUUUACUAUCAUCCAUACCAAAUCGUUCGAAGCCCAGGCGAUCCUUCCCUGCGGUUGGUGAAAUUACAAUUCAUUCAGUGCAGAAGGAAACUUGUUUAGUCUUCUCCUUCCACACCUCACAUAUUCCACGAACAUAUUUCACUGUCAACACCAACAACACACCCAAAGCCUCAAUCUUGUUCAGAUCCCUCGCACCCUUUUCCAUUCAAAUUAGGGGUUUGGCAUGAUGAGUGAGGUUUUCGAAGGGUACGAGCGUCAGUACUGUGAGCUCUCUGCUAAUCUCUCCCGCAAAUGUAGUUCAACCUCGCUUGUUUCUGAUCAAGAACAGAAGCUGCAGAAGUUUUCUGAGAUCAAAGCAGGCCUGGAUGACGCUGAUGUCCUGAUUCGGAAAAUGGACCUUGAGGCAAGAAGUUUGCAGCCAAGCGUAAAGGCAAUGCUUCUGGCAAAGUUGAGGGAAUACAAAUCUGGUCUAAGCAACUUGAAAAAGGAAUUUAAAAGGCUAACAUCACCUAAUUCUGAUGAGGCUGCCCGUGAAGAAUUGUUGGAGGCUGGCAUGGCAGAUACUCAUUCGGACUCUCAUCAUAUGGAGGACAGCGCACGCCGAGAGAAAGUUAGAAAGUAUGAAGAAUUUGUUGACAAACGCUUGAAACCUGAUCUUAUUCAUGCAAUUAGUCAACGGGACAAGGUUUUUGAACAACAAAAAAUUUUUGCUGAUCUGCGAAGAAACAUUGAAAAUCUAGAGAAGAAUAGUGUAACCAGUCUAAGAACUUUGGUCAAUCUUGGGUCUGAAGUGUACCUGCAGGCAGAAGUGCCAGAUACACAACGCAUAUUUGUGGAUGUAGGAUUUGGAUUCCAUGUGGAGUUUACUUGGUCUGAAGCUUUGAACUACAUAGAAAAAAGGGAAGAAAAGAUAGCCAGGCAGAUAGAUGAGUACACCCGGUUGAUUGCAUCAAUUAAAGCCCAAAUCAAGCUUGUUUGUGAAGGGAUUCGAGAAUUACUUCAACUUCCGGCUGAGAAAUUCUUACCAGAGCGGAUAUUUUGAUGUUUACCAACAAGCUGCUCAAGAAAUGAUGAAGAAAAACAGAGAUUGAUAUUUAUCCACCUCAGUACAUGAAGAUACAUAAAAUUUUGUUAGGUUUUUUAGCUACCCAUUUUCCUUUAGUUAUGGUGUCCUGUGUUAUUAUAGUACAAUUGUGAUGCCUCAACCUUCAUGUAAUAUUUCAAGGCAAGAUUUGUUUUUUAGCCAUUGGGUUUAAAUUGGUUGGCUUAAGAAUUUUCAAUAUUAGGCUUCAGUUUUUGUUUUUUGGGUCAGCAGAGUAGGCUUGAUUUUAUGACAGAAUGUUUGUAAGAAGGGCUAGGUUUAUUUUGCAUUAUAAGAAUUUGAAAAACUAAUGCAAAAUAAAGGCUUUGUCGAUGAAUAUUAGGGGAAAGUUUGACAAUUGAAUUCCUUUUCUGGUCCUAA